UUUCUAACAUCUCAAAAUUCUCCCAAGGUUCCAAAGCAACUUCCAAAUAUUUUAAACUACAAAAAUUCAGAAGUUCUCUAUUCUCUAAAACCCUAAACCAAGUGUUAAGAUUUAUUGCCUCAGUUAUCUCAUUAUUUCUCUCAUGGAGAACUAACAGUUUGUAAAGACAUACCGCAGGCUUUUAAAAUUCAUGACAUUCCUCGAUCGAGUUAUUCAUCACUCGUGUCACUCUAAAAGUUACAAACAGAUCACACAUGUUUACGUGUUUUUACUACGAAUGAUUCCGGCCUAAAUCACGUUUGUCCGAGGUGACAAUCUUUUGUUCUGACGUAAGUCCUCAUGUUGUUUAAUAACAGUCGCCUAAAUAUGGGCAGAUCAACGGUUCAUCGUAACGAUAUUCCGAAUAAUAUUGCGCGUUUCGAGUGUCCAUUUUUGAGAGAUAGAUUAUUAACAUAUUUUACUGGCGCCAGUGACAUAACAUGUUGGGUUGCAUUCUUAAUCUCCUUCGUUGAUCAGACAUCUGGUAAUUGGAUACAGAGUACCAUUGAUGUGGUUCUUCUAAUUAAACUACUAGAUUUAUUUCUUAAAGCAUUUAAUCUUCUGUUAAAUGAAAGAGUUAAAGGAAAGAUACAUGUGGUCAGAGUAUUAAGUUGCAAAAUUGAGCGUUUCAAGGAAAGGUGUGCAAAGUAACGAAAAUUUGAUACAUCAGCGAGCUGGUCACCGGUUACGAUUGAAAAUCAAUUCUCGAGAGGAUCGCGGAUCGCGUUACCAUGAUUUUCAUUAGAUCAGAUUCCAGGUACAAAUUGCUACCUGACGAGCGUAAUAGUAAUCGUAUAGUUACACCAUUAACCUUGUUUACACGAUGUACACGGGAGAGAUUGAGGUAUCUUGGAUUGUAUGACUACGUAUUGUAUGGAUCGCGUUACAAGCGUUUCGCUUCACGCGGUCAAGGUGCUUGACACUUUACGUGAUGUUUAUUUUGGUAUCGCUACUUGUAACAAGUACGAAAUAGAUCUUAAAAAUCAAUUAAAUCUACGUGACUAUUAUUUUAAUCAUAUAUUUCUUGCGAGUUCUUUGAAAAUCGAUUGAAGAAUCAAUGUAAAGAUUUAUUUCGUGCAAGGUUUAAUGCGACUAAGAUGUUAGACUUGCAUCGUUCAGGUUGUCUCUUUUUUGUAGAGUGAGUCAUUGUUUAACCAUUGGAAAUGUUGGAUGAUGAUGCAUCGUUCUUUAUAUAGUAUUUUAAAAGUAAAAUUACGUCUUUGAAACUUGUAGACGUGAUCUUAAAUUUUUUAUAGUCUUUAGAUACAUUUUAACGUGGUGUAUAAUUGAUGAUGCAAUUUUGAUACUUUUAUGAUUAUGAGUAAUGUAUAAUAUUGACCUUCAUUUAUAUGCAUUUGACGUUAAAAAGUAUCUUCUACUCACAACAUUAAUAAGAUAAAUUAAUGUCUUAAAUAUUAAAAUUCAUAUCUUCAGUGAUUAAAAUUCAUUCUUUUUUGUGAAAUCAAAAUGUUAGCCCAUUUGAUUAACAGACUCGCUAAACAAGAAUAUUCACAUAAAUCUCACAGAGGAAUAAAUUAUAGAUAAAUGUUUCAGAUACAACACUUUACAUUUCAAGUUCCUGAAAGUUUAAAUUUCGUUUCAAACACCGUUUCAAGUUCCGCAUAUACAAUGAUUAUCGCAGAGAUUGUGCAUACACAAUCUAGAUUAAUCUAGAAUAAUAUAAUCGUUUCGCUCUAAUCGCGAAUCUAUCUCGUCGAACAGCGGACUUCAGCCCACGCGAACAACCUACAACCAGCGUUCGCCCACAUUUGUUUAUGAAUAAUUAAUUUCAUCGUUAAUCGCUAUACUUUUUUCUUUUUUCUGGUAACGCGGUGCUGUAAUUGAAUUAUAUUAUGGGUGAGGAUAGGCAGAUGUAGUUUGGUCAUAAAUUAAGUAGUCUCUAAUUCUUAGAGUUCCAAAAUUAAGGAAGUUAAAAAAUGUUAACAAAUAAAAAUAAAAUUGAAGAAUUGUAAAAUAAGGAA
Messenger RNA from Megachile rotundata (alfalfa leafcutting bee), 2021 nucleotides. RefSeq lists its product as uncharacterized. NCBI's taxonomy places the organism in Eukaryota, Metazoa, Arthropoda, Insecta, Hymenoptera, Megachilidae. The record is from RefSeq and is a predicted model, not a curated record.